This is a messenger RNA of Xenopus laevis (African clawed frog), 1364 nucleotides long. RefSeq names its product serine/threonine kinase 35 S homeolog (gene stk35l.S). The record is from RefSeq and is marked provisional. Gene Ontology annotation, molecular function: kinase activity; transferase activity; ATP binding. Gene Ontology annotation, biological process: negative regulation of G2/MI transition of meiotic cell cycle. Lineage: Eukaryota; Metazoa; Chordata; Amphibia; Anura; Pipidae. Gene Ontology annotation, cellular component: nucleoplasm; nucleus; cytoplasm.
GAGGGCCGCUGUAUGGAGACAGUCUAUGGCUGAGGAGCCGAGCAAGUACCGGCUGGAGCGGGAGGUGGGCCGCGGCAGUUACGGGGUGGUGUAUGAGGCGACGGUGAGUGAUUCGGGCCGGCGGGUGGCGGUGAAGCGGAUCCGGUGCAGUGAGCCCGAGACAGUGGAGAUGGCGCUGCAGGAGUUCUGGGCGCUGCGGAGUAUUCAGAGUCAACACCCCAAUGUUCUCCGCCUGGAGGAGUGUCUGCUGCAAAAUGGCCCAGGCCCGACCUCCAUCCAACCAAUCAGCAGCCGCCGCCGCAAACCUCCCACUCAGCUGCUCCUGGUAGAGACUUGUCUGAAGGGACGUCGCUCCGCGGGGGAGGGAUCGUCUUUCCUCUGGUUCAUUACGGAGUAUUGUGAUGGAGGCAACUUCAAUGACUUUCUACUCACCCGGGCCCCCGACCCCCGGCUGCACCGGACUUGUAUGAAACAGCUGAGCGGGGCCCUGGCCUUCCUGCACCGCAACCACAUCGUCCACCGGGACCUCAAGCCCGAGAAUGUGCUCGUGUGUCUGGAGCCCGCGGGGCCACAACUCAAGGUCGCAGACUUUGGUCUCAGUAAAGUGUGCCAAGGAAACGUAAAUGUAAACCAGCACCGUCUCUCUUCAGCCUGCGGCUCGGAUUUCUACAUGGCACCAGAGGUUUAUGAAGGUCGUUACACCGCAAAAGCAGAUAUUUUCUCACUUGGUAUUCUUUUUUGGGCCAUGGUUGAAUUGAUUACUUUCAGGGAUGCAGACUCACAAAAGGAACUGCUAGGUGUAUAUAUCUGCCAAGGUAAGAACCUUAUUUCUGUUGGAGAAGCACUUCUGGAGAACCCGAAUCUGGAACUCCAAAUUCCUUUAAAGAACAAAAAGUCAUUACCGCAGGAUGUUUGCAAACUUAUAUUGGACAUGUUGGCUCUGAAUUGCAAAGAGAGACUGGAUGCAUUCCAACUGGAGAUUAGAAUCGAACAGCUGUCGUACGGAGAGAAACUGCAAAGAUCUGGAUCAUAGGAUCUCAAGUCGGGAUGCCCAGAGUCUGUAUCAAGACAAACCUAAAAACUAACAACAUACUUUUUCUACUGGCCGUUAGCCUGAAGCAGUUUUGAUUGAGUGGGUACGUAUGCACCGUUGUUGUACACUUACCCGUUGGUUCAGUCUAGAUAAAAUGGCUGCCUCUCUUUGACUUGAGACUUCAGGAUUUUAACUCGGUGGAUGAGUGAUGCUAUACCUUGUUAAAAAAAAUCGAAUGAGAUGUGUGAGAACGUGGAAACAUUUCUGUCUUAUAUUAAAAUAAAAUUCAGGGGGAAUUUAAUUUUAAUCUAUUAAAAUGGAAUGAAUUCCA